Molecule: messenger RNA, 467 nt
Organism: Mycena citricolor
Lineage: Eukaryota; Fungi; Basidiomycota; Agaricomycetes; Agaricales; Mycenaceae
Source: the annotation of a GenBank genome assembly
AAUGGAUUGUAGGGGUAAAGACGCUCUGCGACAGAGGGGAAAGCGUUGGCAGCAGCCAAAACUACCAUUUGCUUCGCGUGACUGAUGUACCCCCUCAUGUACCCUUUGUAGAUCAUGUUUGCAACCAAGCACUCUGCUUCCUCAACGCCCACCGUGAUUCCGGAGACCUCCAAUGCCGAGUGGAACACUAGCUGUGAGCGUUGAAAGAGAGAAGACCUACGCUUUGCGAAACAGCCCUCUGACACAUAACUCCCGCGCUCUUUCCAGUGCAAGGAGCAAGUUCAGCUCAAUCAGACGAGUCUUUCGUAGCUCAAUUGCACGAUCAAAUGCUGAGAUGUCUGACGCGCGGAUUGCUGAUAUGAAUGGCGAAAAGAUGUCGGCAAGAAUCGGGAACCUUUGAAAGAGCACGUCCGAUGGCAAGUGCCCGCGAAGAAUCCGAAGAGGAAUGAGGUAUGCCAGGAUUCGCC